Messenger RNA from Mercenaria mercenaria, 4134 nucleotides. RefSeq names its product WD repeat-containing protein 5. Gene Ontology annotation, molecular function: histone binding. Lineage: Eukaryota; Metazoa; Mollusca; Bivalvia; Venerida; Veneridae. Gene Ontology annotation, cellular component: Set1C/COMPASS complex. The transcript has 12 exons. The record is from RefSeq and is a predicted model, not a curated record. The coding region runs from base 109 to 1170 and encodes 353 amino acids.
GUUUGCAAUUACGCAUGCGCAGUUCCACAUGUAUUGUUGCGGGAAGCAUUGGCUUGUGAAAUAGUUCCCUUGAUCAAGCCAACAUCAGAGAAGCAUAAUUUAAUUAAGAUGUCAUCAGAGACACCAGGGAAACCUGCCCUAGAAACUCCUGAUAUUAAGCCUUCAUUGACAACACAAUCAGAAGCAAGUUCUGUUCCAAGUAGUCUGCCUUCUACGACUCCUGCACCUAGCGCACCAAAGUCACAGUCACAACCUCUGAAACCAAAUUACUCCCUCAAGUUUACAUUAGCUGGUCAUACAAAAGCAGUUUCGUCUGUCAAGUUCAGCCCAAGUGGAGAAUGGCUUGCAAGUUCAUCUGCUGAUAAACUUAUAAAGAUCUGGGGUGCGUUUGAUGGCAAAUUUGAAAAAACUGUUAGUGGUCAUAAAUUGGGCAUAUCUGAUGUAGCUUGGUCAACAGAUAGUAAACUAUUGUGUAGUGCUUCCGAUGACAAAACAUUGAAAAUAUGGGAUUUUGCCACGGGCAAGUGUAUGAAGACUUUGAAAGGCCAUAGUAACUAUGUGUUCUGUUGUAACUUCAAUCCCCAGUCUAACCUUAUUGUCUCAGGAUCUUUCGAUGAAAGUGUACGUAUAUGGGAUGUGAAGACUGGCAAGUGUUUGAAGACACUACCUGCUCACUCUGACCCAGUUACAGCAGUGCAUUUUAACAGAGAUGGUUCUCUUAUUGUAUCAAGCAGUUAUGAUGGUUUAUGUCGUAUAUGGGAUACAGCAUCAGGGCAGUGUUUGAAAACAUUGAUAGACGACGACAACCCGCCUGUAUCAUUUGUAAAAUUCUCACCUAAUGGAAAAUAUAUUCUAGCAGCUACAUUAGACAACACAUUAAAACUAUGGGAUUACAGUAAAGGAAAAUGUUUAAAAACAUAUACAGGACACAAGAAUGAAAAAUAUUGCAUAUUUGCCAAUUUCUCAGUUACUGGUGGAAAGUGGAUAGUGUCUGGGUCAGAAGAUAACAUGGUGUAUAUCUGGAAUUUACAGACUAAAGAAAUUGUGCAAAAACUACAAGGUCAUACAGAUGUAGUGUUAUGUUGCGCUUGUCAUCCAACAGAAAAUAUCAUAGCUUCAGCCGCAUUAGAGAACGACAAAACUAUAAAACUGUGGAAAAGUGACGUAUAGCAUACGUAUGAUAAUCUCAUUGUGUCAUAACUUACAUUGGGCAGCUGUUUCAGCAGCCAUCCAUAAACAUCACAGUCAUCAUUCUGAAAUUCAUUCAGCAGUGUGACGAAAUUCAGAGUGCAGAGAGGUGGAUAUGGAUAGACUAUUGUGCUCAAAAUCUCAUGCUUCACUUGAUACUCUCAUUCUGAAGGAUAAAUAUUUCCUUUUCUUUCGCAAAGGAAAUUUAACAUUUCAUGGUUGAAUUUAUUAAGGAUGCACUUUCUGUUUCAAGCCACGUUUCUAAGGACAGAAUCAAGAUAAAAGUGAAAACUCUGUAAUUUGAUUUUGUGUUGACAAACAGUGGCCUAUAUUGUAUUUUGACUAUACUGUUCUACGGUCCUGUAUGCCAGCAGAACUAAACAAGUUGAAAGUCUAAACAUUUUGGUUUCAAAUGGAGUGUACUGACAAUUUGGUAUAUUUGUUUUUGUUACUACUGUCCUUAAAGGAAUUAAGGCAAAAAUGAGAACACAGCCUGCUCCAUUACAAUUUUGGCUUUUGAAAAGAUGUUCUAUAAAUGUUUAUUCAGGUUCAGGAGUGAACAAGUCCUUUGAAUGAUGAUGAUUGAAUGAAUGAUUUUUUGGGACAGCUUGUACAUGUAUAUGAAACAAAUUGAAACCAUUGUCUUAACCUUGCAUUAUGAUAAGGCAUGACAAAUAGAGUCUAAACACUUGGUUUCGCUUUAGCUCUAUGAUUCCAGCAGAUGUAUAAGUUUUGAUUCCAAAUCUUUCAUUUAAUUUCGAUGUAAAGGAUAUAUGAAACCAAAAAUUCCAGUCCUGUUUGACACCAGUAUAACCUAUGCUGUGUUGGUGUGCUAUAAAAUACAAAUCAAAUCAAAUCAGCAGUAACUUGAUUGUUGCAAAGGUAAACAAAGUUAUACAUGGAUACGGUAUUUUUUGAGUUAUUUUUUGGUAACUGUAAAACUGUAUUGUGUACAUUUAGAGCGACAAAAUGACCAUUAGUCAUUACAGUAUUGUAGAAGAGUGGGUUGUAAAACGGACUUUGACAUUUCUUUGCAUAAGUAUUAAUGUACAGUCUGUGGAAUUAAUAAAUAAGGGACUUUGCCAUUUAGUUCAUUCAGUCAGUAAAAUUUGUAUAGUAUUUUUGUACAUUAAAUGUUGUUGUUUUUUUGGGUCAUCUUGUUUCGUGCAAUGUGUGGUAAUACUGUUAUACUUUAAAAGAUGUACUAUGCUCAUACAUCACCAAGAUAAUUUACCAUUAAGAUAGUGUUGUAUAUCUAGAAAAUCCUCAUUAAAUGUAUUCAGUUUUACUAUAAACUGUGUGUGUAAAGUUGCGAUUACAAUUAAAUGGCAUUAAAAAAAACCUGCGGCAAUUUGUGAAUCAAACUGCCAUUUUUCAGUGGCACUGCAUAUUCUCAAUGUUUACUUACGCACUUUUUUUGUUUUAAGUAUUUGAAAGCUAACACGCAAUACUGCUGAUAAAAACUUUUUGUACAGUAAUUAUUCAAAUGUAUUAAAUUUGGGUAUAAUAUAUCUUUAAUUACAUGCUAUUUUGAGAAUAUACCUACCAGGUAUGUCAAGGAAGUAUGUCUUAGUUCUGUAGAAAGUUUUUGAAUUCUUUUAGGAAAACCAAUACAUGCAUCUGUUAAGCAUUUGUUAAGGUAACUGUUUGUUUUUUCCUUUAAUGUCUUUGUUAAGUAGUUUCAUAAGUUAUUUUUCCACUUUUUCUUUAGAAAUAAAUUACACUUUUGUUUCAUAUGUUCAGAUAACUAAAGUUUAAAGGGCAAGGAAUGCCUGACAUUAAGUUAAUUGUGUUUUAUGUGUAUUUAUGACGUCAUUUACACUUGUGAAUUCUUUAUUUCGCAAAUAACCUUUAAAUUAGAAUUAUUUUAUAUGUUUCUUGCAUGUAAGAUCAUUAAUGAAAAAAGUUGAGAUUUUUUUUUUACAGAAAUAAGUAAAUACAGUUCGGAUAUGUAUCUAAAAAUAAAGAAAAUCCAGCAUUUUGUUUUUUGUUAACAUGAAAACAAAGUGGCCGCCAUUUUGAUCAAAUAUUUAAAUGCUAAUAACUUGUCAUUUAUAAGCCUAUUUUGAAAAUUCUUCCAUUUUGUUAAAUGAUUUAAAAAUUCCUAGCAGACUGAAUUAAUAUAAAAACAGCAUUUCCUUUUAAAAUACAGAUAUUCUACUUGAUUUCUGUCACAUGGUUUGAAAUUACAAUUUGAAAGGAAACAUCUAUGGUUUCCAGACAGCAAAUAUUAGGAAUGGAAGCCAUCAAAAUUUAUGGCCUGACAAGUCGGGCUAGUUUUGAAUUAAAAUGAAAGUGUUCUGAAUCUGUCACAAUUUUCCAAAUUUAGUAAUUAGUACAGAUAGCCCAGUCAUUGUUUAAUCAUUAUUGAAAUCAGGUAUGUCACUUAAACUUUAGUCAAACUUCGCUCCAACAGCUCGCUUUUUAUACACCCGUUUGAAAAACGGGACGUAUUAUGGGAACGCCCCUGGCGGACGGGUUGGCGGGCGGGCGGGCGGCGUCCACAGACCUUGUCCGGAGCAUAUCUUCUACAUGCAUGAAGGGAUUUUGAUGAAACUUGGCACAGUUGUUCACCAUCAUGAGACGGAGUGUCAUGCGCAAGAACCAGGUCCCUAGGUCUAAGGUCAAGGUCACACUUGGAGGUCAAAGGUCAAAUUCAAGAAUGACUUUGUCCGGAGCAUAUCUUCUUCAUGCAUAGAGGGAUUUUGAUGAAAGUUGGCACAAUUGUUCAUCAUCAUGAGAAGGAGUGUCAUGCGCAAGAACCAGGUCCCUAGGUCUAAGGUCAAGGUCACACUUAGAGGUCAAAGGAUACAAGAGUGAAAACUUUGUCCGGAGCAUUUCUUCUUCAUGCAUAGAGGGAUUUUGAUAUAACUUGGCACAAAUGUUCACCACCAUGAGGCGGAGUGUCAUGCGCAAGAACCAGGUCUCUAGGUCUAAGGUCAAGGU